UGGGUAUUACCGUAUCAGUUCUGCCUUGGUACACUCCCUCAUUCUCUCACUGCAAUGUCCACAAAUGGCAGCUAUUAGAAUCCGCUAGCUAUAAUCUCAGUCACCUAAAUGCUCAGUAAAUCAACUCGUUGGGGAUUAGCUAACAUCCCAGAAAGGAUGCAUUUCUUGCGGCUGUAAUUCCGAAAAAGGGGAGAAGAGGAAAAGAAGAUAAAGUCUAAACCAAGAUUGUUAAAAAAAAAAUCUGAAUUGUUGGCCUCACUGGAACUCUCCCAUGAUGCCUGAGGUUCGGGAACUUUCAGACGCACUGCCGGAGUUGCCCAUGGACCCCAUCACUGGCGUUGGGGUGGUGGCCUCGCGAAACAGAGCGCCUACUGGCUAUGAUGUGGUCUCCCAAACAACAGAUGGCCUUGACGCUGACUUGUGGAAAGACGGCCUGUUCAAAUCCAAGGUGACGCGCUACCUCUGUUUCACCAGGGUCUUCUCUAAAGAAAACAGUCAUUUAGGUAAUGUGCUGGUGGACAUGAAGCUUAUCGACAUCAAGGACACUCUGCCUGUAGGUUUUAUUCCCAUCCAGGAGACGGUGGACACACAGGAGCAGGCCUUCCGGAAGAGGAGGCUGUGUAUCAAGUUCAUCCCACGGGACUCCACAGAGGCAGCCAUCUGUGACAUCAGAAUCCUGGGCAGGUCCAAGCAGGCCCCACCGCAGUACACCUUCAUAGGUGAGCUCAACAACAUGGGGAUCUGGUAUCGCAUGGGUAAGGUCCCGCGUGCCCAGGAAUCUUCGCCAACUCCAACCACCAAUAACAUCCAGAACAUCAACUCGACGGCCAACACCACACCAACCCCAGCAGCCCCCCUGCCCAAACAUAUAUCCAUGACGCUGCCCGCCAGUUUCAAAAGGCAAACCACUACUAGACCAGAUUUUGAACACCAGAGCUCCAACCUGUACGCCAUAUCAGCAAUGGAUGGAGUGCCUUUCAUGAUCUCUGAGAAGUUCGCCUGCGCUUCCGAUGAUCUGCAGCAGGUGGAUCUGAUGGGCAUCACAAUCAAGUCGCUGACGGAGAUUGAGAAAGAGUACGAGUAUAGUUUCCGCACAGAGCACAGCGCAGCAGCGAGGCUGCCCCCCAGUCCCACACGGAUCUCCCUGGGCUCUGAGGCCUGAGCCCCCCCCCCCCCCCCCCC
Messenger RNA from Salvelinus fontinalis (brook trout), 1182 nucleotides. RefSeq names its product multivesicular body subunit 12Ba (gene mvb12ba). Gene Ontology annotation, cellular component: late endosome; ESCRT I complex. Gene Ontology annotation, biological process: virus maturation; regulation of epidermal growth factor receptor signaling pathway; viral budding. The record is from RefSeq and is a predicted model, not a curated record. Lineage: Eukaryota; Metazoa; Chordata; Actinopteri; Salmoniformes; Salmonidae. Bases 272 to 1162 code for a protein of 296 amino acids. The transcript has 10 exons.